Messenger RNA from Zea mays, 956 nucleotides. Its product is annotated as NADH dehydrogenase [ubiquinone] 1 alpha subcomplex subunit 8-B. Lineage: Eukaryota; Viridiplantae; Streptophyta; Magnoliopsida; Poales; Poaceae. The transcript has 2 exons. Gene Ontology annotation, cellular component: respiratory chain complex I. The record is from RefSeq and is a predicted model, not a curated record. Gene Ontology annotation, biological process: mitochondrial electron transport, NADH to ubiquinone. The coding region runs from base 227 to 559 and encodes 110 amino acids.
UGCAACUUCUUGAGAUCGGAAGAUUUUGGUCGUAGAUUUUGCCAUUUUGGAGAAAGCGAAGAUUCAACAUAGGCCACCUGUCACCGACUCACCGGUCCCCACCAUCGUCCCUUCGUCUCCUUCCUCGUCUGGGUGUGGCCGUCUCGCUUCGCCCCUUCCUCUCUCCUUCGGUUCUCCUCCAGAUCUCUAAGACCAGGAGCCCGGUGAAUCCACCUCGCCCGCAGCGAUGUCGGCGAGCAGCACCCCCGUAGACGCCUCGGGGGAGCCGAUCCCGACUUCGUCGGUGCUGAUGGCGGCGUCGAAGCACAUCGCGGUCCGGUGCCGCCCGGAGAACGUUGCCUUCCUCAACUGCAAGAAGAAGGACCCUAAACCCGAGAAGUGCCUCGAGAAGGGCCGCCAGGUCACACGCUGCGUCCUCAGCCUGUUGAAAGAACUUCACCAAAAGUGUCCCAAGGAAAUGGAUGAAUAUGCUGGUUGCAUGUAUUACUACACCAACGAAUUCGACUUCUGCCGUAAGGAGCAGCAAGCUUUUGAGGAAGCCUGCCCCAUUUCCGAGUAGAUCUUGAGAGUUUUACUUGCAGUGGUCUUCGCAAAUAAGGGAAAAAAGGCAGAAAAACAGCGUUCAUGAUAUCCCAUGUUUGUUGUCCUCAUGGAAUUUGUACUGGUGAAUGAAUAGCACAGCCUGGAGCUAUUCACCCCAUUUGCCGCCCCUCAGGAUUUUAGAGCAGGCGAAUGCUCUAAAAUGGUGAUGAUGGUGUUUUCUCUUUAUGGUUCACAAAUUACAUUUGGCGGACUCGCUGUUAUUUCUGUCUGUCCCGAGUGUGUUAACCCGCUAAUCUGAUCUUCUGCUCUGGACUUCCACAAGGCUAUGGCACAACUACAAUGUACUCCUACAUCAUAUCGUCUCAAAUCUGAAUAGUCUGUACUCUGUACAGACUACAGAAAAAAAACAUUCA